This is a messenger RNA of Cheilinus undulatus (humphead wrasse), 3360 nucleotides long. It is a transcript of the gene atxn2l, whose product is annotated as ataxin 2-like. Gene Ontology annotation, cellular component: cytoplasmic stress granule. Lineage: Eukaryota; Metazoa; Chordata; Actinopteri; Labriformes; Labridae. Gene Ontology annotation, molecular function: RNA binding. The transcript is spliced from 23 exons. The record is from RefSeq and is a predicted model, not a curated record. Gene Ontology annotation, biological process: cytoplasmic stress granule assembly. Bases 110 to 3031 code for a protein of 973 amino acids.
AAAUCGAACGCACCCUUUGCCGUGUUUUGUUGUUUUUCAGCGGUGUAUCGUGUUUGGCCUGUCAAACCGUGUGACUUUUGGCUGGAGCGACGAGACGGGAAUAACAGGGAUGCACAUGACUAAAAAGACCAGGAGCACAAUGAAACCACCAUCACAGACUCCAACAUGUCCUGUAAACAGCUCACUAUUUGAAGGCGUAUACAACAAUGCCAGGAUGCUUCAUUUCCUCACAGCAGUUGUGGGCUCCACCUGUGAUGUCAGAGUGAAAAACGGCACAGUUUAUGAAGGAAUCUUCAAGACUUUGAGCUCACAGUGUGAGCUGGCUGUGGACGCUGUUCAUAAACGGAGCGAAGGAGAUGGAGGAGGAGGAGGUGAGGAAGGAGGGGGAGGAGUUAACCAGUCAUCUCCACCUAAGAUUGAAGAUAUUACUGACACAAUGAUCUUCAGCCCUGCUGACCUGGUGACCAUGACCUGUCGGGAUGUUGACUUGAGUUUUGCUGUCAGAGACACGUUCACUGACACAGCCAUCAGCUCAUCACGAGUGAACGGGGAACACCGGGAGAAGGUUCUGCAGAGGUGGGACGGGAACGGAAAUGGUGAAAACUUUGAGCUGGAGGCAGAUGCGUCGAAUGGCUGGGACGCAAACGAGAUGUUCAAGUUCAAUGAGGAGGCGUAUGGUGUCAAGUCCACGUAUGACUCCAGCCUCUCUAUGUACACCAUGCCUUUGGAGAAAGGGAACUCUGAGGUUUACCGGCAGCGGGAAGCACGGGCAGCUCGGUUAGCCAAUGAGAUUGAAAGCAGCCUGACGUACCGCCGGCGGGUUUCUUUAGAGAACGAUGAAGGCCGGAGCGAGGAGGACAAAUACAGCUCCGUGGUCCGAGAGAGGGAGGAGCGGGCCAGCCCUGGAUUCACCUCCAGCAGCAGGGAAGGUAAAUACAUCCCCCUCCCCCAGCGGGCACGAGAGAUUGGCAUGUCUGGCAGCAGUGGAAGAACCGGAGGCUCUGGUCGCACAACCGCACCGACCUCCUCCAGGCACGUGCCACCCAGCUCGUCUUCCCCAAAACUGUCCUCUGAAACGAGCAGCCCGCUGUCUGUCAGAACAGCCUACUCACCUCACCAAUCACAGAGCAGCCCACCGGCAGCCGGCAGCCCACCCUGCACCAAUCAUGUUCUGCCGCACUCCCUAUCCCAUCCUCAGGCACUGGCUGACACGACACGCUCAGCAGUUAAUGGAGUUACAUCUAGAACAUCACCCAAAGCUCAGAGAAUUCAGAGCACCAGAACCCUACGGACCCCAAACUCCCAAUCCUCACCUGCAGGGUCUCGUGCUCCAAAACCAGACGCCCCUCCCCAGGACCUCCACCUGGUCGGCCCUGCCUUCCUGGACUCAUCCUCGACUGUAACCACGACAGGCACCUCCACCAAACCUACUGGCCCCACCCCGCUCUUUCCUGUUGAUGUGAAUGAAAUCCUCAGCACAGCAGCUAAAGAGCGAUCUGAGAGUCUGUCCAGUCCCCAGGAUGGCAAGAGCAGCAAAGCUCCCUCAUUCCAGCAGAGAUCCCAGCUGGAUGAGCUGCGCAAGUUCGGCAAAGAGUUCAGGCUGCAGCCGAGCUCCACUCCUACAGCGAGCCCCGCUUCCUCAGAUCCUCCUCAGCACAGCUCUGCCUCACCUGCUGACUCCUCCUCUUCCUCCUCCUCACCUGCACCACCUAAACCCGUCACACCUCUCACCUCUUCUUCCCAAGAGCCGCAGCAGCCAACUAGUGCACCUUCUCCUAUCGCCACCCCUCCUGCACCUGCUGGCCCACAAUCUUCAGGGGCAGGGGGCCUGGACUCUGGGAUGACACAGUUAUCUCUGGCCUCUAACAGUGAGGAGGCCACAUCUCCAGAGAGCGGUGAACGAUCAGAGGCUGAGUCCGCCACUGCUGCGCAAGUGAAAAACUCAACUUUAAAUCCAAAUGCAAAAGAAUUUCUUCCCAUAAAAGGAAACACAGCUGUGCAGAAGCCUGCAUUAACUCCCACCCCUCCUCGACCAACACCCCCAAGCCCCUCCUUGGUUCUGCCUCCUCCAGGACAGCCAGGUGGCGGAGCCAUCUACAGCAGCCCACCUGGUCCCUACCUGUCCUACGUUUCCCCCCUCCACAUCCAAGGGCACUCCAUCCAGAGUCCUCAGAUGUAUCAGUACUCAAUGUCUACUGUCAACCAGGGCAAAUACCCCAGACCCAAAGGCCCAGUGGUGGGACAACGUCCAGAGCAUCACACCUCCCAGACCUCUCCCAUGAUGUCAGCUGCAGCCUCAGCAGCAGGACCCCCGCUGGUGGCUUCACCUUACCCCCAGUCUUACUUGCAGUACGGCCAGGUGAUCCAGGCCAUGCCUCCUCACUACCAUGGACAGCCAGUUUACUCAAUGCUGCAGGGAGGUGCAAGGAUGCUGACGUCCGGAGCCCCUCAUCAGCCCAUGGGCCCCCCCGGCCCCCAGUAUCCCAGUCAGACAGAGGGCCAGCCGAGGCCACAACAGGCCAUGUAUGCUCAGUCAUUCUCUCACCACUCCGGCUCCAUCCAUCCUCAACCCUCGAGCACCCCCACUGGGAAUCAACCCCCACCCCAGCACACGGCACCUAGUCCAGGACACUCUCAGUCAAAUCAGGGUGGUCCUCAGCCUCAGUCCAUGUUUCAUUCUGGAGGGUUAUCGGCUCCCACUCCUCCAAACAUGCCGCCGGGCCACAGCUCCCCACAGGCCUCUUACACCAUGCAGGGAUACAGCCUGCCCACCCACCAGCCGCUGCCACACGGCUUCCCCUCAAUCAGUCAGCUCACACAGGCUCACGUCCCUGGAGGCAUGUCGGGCCCUCACCCCUCAACAGGUCAUGGACUGCCUCCUGUCAUGCUGCAUUAUGUCUCCCCUCAGCAGGGCAGCGGCUCCAACCCCCAGCAGGGGGCACCACAACACUUCUACAUCGGACCCCCUCAAGCUGUUCAGGUUCAGGCUCACCCCUCCCAGCAGCUCUCCUUCCAUCCAUCUGCAAACUGAAACCUCCUCAUCACAGCUGGAUCCAGGAGUGAGGAAGACCAGUAUUACUGCGUGACGCAAAAAACCUUAAAGCCCCAAACAUCUUGUUACAUUCCCACUUCCUGACAUGACACUAACACGUCCUUCUUAGCAUUUUUCAUCUUUACACAGAAAAAUCUCACACAGGACUUGUCUGGAUUUUAAAAUGUAAAUACUGACUGUUUUCACUCACAGACAUGAAAAUGGACUGAAGACGAUAACUGACGACUGGAAACAGUUUAAUCCCUGUCCCUUCUCUCUGUCCUUUUACAGACAAACCAGUUCAUUAUUAAUAAAACCAUUGAAAACAA